Molecule: messenger RNA, 276 nt
Organism: Knipowitschia caucasica
Lineage: Eukaryota; Metazoa; Chordata; Actinopteri; Gobiiformes; Gobiidae
Source: the annotation of a GenBank genome assembly
AUGCAGAAUAAAACGGUUGUGGUUAGGAGAGAGAGGAGAGCGUUGGCUGUGGCUCCAGACUGCAUGGUGUAUUGCAAGGGGAAAAUGGUCGGAAGUGCUGGCCCCCCACCACCACCGCAUCCAGCCCCCGAAUCAGCCCCCGAUCCAGCCACACUCGAGCGCGUUUCCCCUGAGAUCCAGACUCUACAGCUGGCCUUAUUAAACUGCGAGAGGCGCACGGACCCAAAAAAGAGGCUGAAGGAAGGAGAGGUCAAACAACUGGAAGACAUCAGCUGA